CGCCGUGUAUCGUGGGUAUACACACACUGUGAAUUUUGUGACAGGUUUGAGGCAUGGAGGAUUUGGGUAUAUUCUACUAGUAAUAUCUGAGGUAGAAGUAACACCCUUGGUUAUAAAGACAUAACGCGUGUCGAAAUCUUUCAAGCAGAUAUGCAAAGGUUAUUAGAUGAAGAAACCGUCAAAAAUCUACAGCGUAGAAGUUUGGACCUGCUUGACCUUGGUGUUCCCCCACUCCUGCAAGCCGCACUCGUCACGAAAGAAGUCGAAGAAGAAGAAGCUGUCGGUUGCCCAGCAACGAAGCGUUUACUUGAUGAUAUAAAACAGAGCAUGGAGGCGGGAGCCUCUUCUGACGUGAUUGGAGAGAAUGGGAGUCGCAUUGAAGAAACAGUGACCAACGGACUGCAAACUGGCGCAGUGAAAGGCGAAACGGAUUCUAGUUCCACACAUUCUGCUAUUAGUGCAGGCAGGAUAAACACUGGGUCAAUGUCUCCGGUGUUACGGAAAAUGUGUCCUGCUUCUCCUCAAGAAGAUAAAGACAAGUCCCUCGGUUGCAAGUCGCAUUCGCCAAGUCCGGACAGCGAAGGCUGCUUAGGUUACAAGUCUGAAAGCUCAGAAGGCGAUGGAUACUUAGGUUACAAAUCGGAGUUUUCAGACAGCGACGACUCAUUAGGCAGAAGCGUCGAUUUGCACACUUUGGAUAAAGCAGCAUUUGUACGGAUGUCCACAGGGAAACCGCCGGAGAGUGUACCCCUGCUCCAAAUGAAAGCGAAAGAAAAUACAUCGGAUUUCACCAGUAGAGCAGAAAACGGCGUCACAAAAGUCGCGGGUAUCACUGGACAACAAGCAAGCCCAUUUCAAUUACUAGCUGUAGACUCCGAUAAUUCCAGCAUAAAUGAAGAAGAGCUGGAUGAGGUCAUUAAAACCAUCGUAGAGGCAGACGAGACGGGUUCCAUGGUACAUCAAGUCGCCUCGGGCCUGCUCGAUCAAUUAGUAAUGGGACCUGAAGUUAUCCCUACUUUGUUCAAACAAGAUGAAACUGGUGAAAUGGUACGGACUGAGCCUGUCGGAUCUUAUCCUCCGCGAAUCGAAGACGGAGACUUGUUAGGCCAUUCACCGCGACGAUUUCUGAAGGCGGCUUCUCCCAUGGCAUGUCGAAUGGAGAGCCCCUCCUUCUUGAUGAGAACAGGACUGGCAAAGAAGACGGACUCUGAUAGUGACACUUCUGCAGACAUGUCACCCAGUGAUGAUAUUAGACCUGAUGAGUCGGUUCGAAGCCAAAUGGAGAUUGACACAGCACAUGCAAGGAGCGUCAUGCAAGAGAGCCUGGCAGCUUAUGUCACAAGUACGGCGGCGGAGCACGUUUCCAGCUUGAUUGAACUUUCAAAUCAACGGACAACUUCCUUUUUGAGAAGCCCAGUGGCUGAUCAGGCUGUGGUUGAAACAGGCACAAACAACAGCGAUAACUCGACAAUCACCUUGAGUCAGUCUAAUCUAAUUCCACCAUGCUACAGCAAUGAAACUGGCUCUUCUCAGGAUGAACAUAGCCACCACGUACAAACUUUACCUGAUGAUGUCAGCAAAGACAGCAAAAAUAAGCCCGCACACUUUGAGUACGCCCAACGCAUGAGAUUCAGAGCAACAAGCACUACUAUUAAGACAGUAAGCCCCGAACAAGGAACUGCUGAGCGUGGUCAGAAUAUAACUGGAGGAGCUACUAAUCCGGAGCUGCAGAAACAGGUACUUGAGACCACACCCAACAGCGAUGACCGGACGCAAUCUGAAUACACUGAACCAAUCAUUCCCGAAAGAACGAUCUCAGAAUCUUCGACGCGUGAAUACGAAAAACUUCGUUUUUUUGAUAGGCAAGCCCCAUUGGUGGAGACAAAUGAGCAACCUAGGGACAGUGGAAGAGCAAGGAAUGAAGAGGAUGACAAAAAUGUACAAGGAAAUCUCUUCGGUGAUAUCAGUUUUUGGUCAGUUCCAAUACCUUUUGUUAAAGAUUCCGAUUUGGGGGAAUUAUCUUUUCCGAAAGCAGCCAAUGAUUCAACAGAAUCUCAUGCGCAUCCUGCAGCGACUGCGCCCGCCACAGCACCUGCCACGAGUGACAUGACGUCCCCUCAGAAAGACUCCUCGGAUGCCUUCCUUGAUUUUUCCGGCCGUCUUGGUCGUUUUGUUGUGUCGAAUGAAUACCUUGAUCAGCAAACUCAGGUUCAGCGAGAACGAAAAGAAGGGGAGUCUGAUUCACCAAAAAUCGAUGACCUACCAAAUUUCGUCGCCAGAGUAGAACACAUCACUGAGGUAUUGACGCCUACGCCAACCAAACAUCAUGAGGUCAACGAUGCCGUCGAGACAAGCAGUGAUGUUUCUGAUCACCUUGGUGCACUUGACAGUUUGGCGCAGAAGGUACAAAAGGCUACAGACAGAAUUAACGACGCAAAUCGAGAGCUUUGUAUGCAACGAAUCGAAAAUGUCCAAAAUCUUUCCGGACUCGACUCAAUUCCGAUCGGAGAGGCGAAUAUAAACAGGACCAGUAGCGAGGAUAUGACCGAGAUCAAGACUGAGAGGAAGAGAGAGGAACUGGACACUGAUCACGAACAAGAGACAGCAAAGUGUCAGAGAACUUCAUCACCUUAUGAGCUUGCAGGCAUUGUGAUUAUCUCACCAGCUCCAAUACAACAGGCAGAGCGACAAGAGCAAGAAGUCACCAAAAGGCGAUCUCGAUCUCCAACACCCUCACUAAUUAUAGUUACGGGACCAACACCGGAGGAGGUCUCAGUCGGAAUGGACGUUUCAGUAGGACGAUCGAGGUCGCCGACACCGACACCUCUGGUUAUUAUGACACCUUGUCUAAGCCCAGACUCAGAUCCACUCCGACGGCCUGUAUCUAGUACUCGACGGUCACGAUCACGCGAACGGCGAAAGGCCAAGCGGCACAGGUCAUUAUCUCCCCGGGAGAAAGCCUUUAAAUCUCCACGCUCAUUGUCACCUCGGGCUGACUCAAGAUCCCCUUCUCCAGGUCGACAACGGAGGAGUGACAGAUUGAUGGCAUCACCCUAUGACCGGCCAAUGUCACAAGGUGAAUCACCGCGCUCUCCAUCCCCACAACCUACUCGAAUCCCGGGUCCAACCACACCAUAUCUUUCAUCACCUCGGAGGGAUCCUUCCCCUGUUCCUUCACAAAGGCAAACCCCUGCACUGGGAAUAUCUUCAUCUCCGAGACGAUCUAGGUCACCGUCUCCGUUACUGGAUGCAAGCAAGCCAUGCUCGAAUGAUAGACGAUCAAGAUCUCACUCAAGAUCUCCAAGACCUGACAAUACACAAGAGACAGGUGAUAAUAGAGCUCUUGCUCUCUCUCCUCACCCACCAUCACGCCCAAAAUCGCCAAGACCUGAUCUACGCCGUGCUUCUCGAAGGCCUGGCACGCGAUCCCGAUCACCUGUCCCUUGGGGGACCUUCGGGGUACGCCAUGACCAAUACGAAGAUCUUGUGAUGGCCCAGCAAGAAACUCUCGCUUCCAAUCUUAGUAUCAGCAGCAAGGAACGCAACGGCAGGAGACCCAGACAGAAAUUGAUCCACAAGGACUCAAGGGAUCAGAAUGCCAUAUUGGAACAACUUAAAACCAAACAUCUACCGUAUCUCGCGAAGAAAUUCAACAGAAUUCCUGAAAGUUGUAUUCCUGACGUUGGUUUUAUACUUGAUGACAUGGACUUCAUCAAUGCACUUGAUGCAUUACGCAGAGCACCUUACUUUGUCGGCGGUGCACUCCUAUCCGAAUAUUCAUUCAUGAAUGAUGUCUACCAACAGGUUGUGGAGUUUCCUUCUAUCUUCCGGACUUUCAAGAAACUUCUUGAAAUUCUGUUCCAUGUUUUUACCGAGGGGUUCACAGCACCCGAAAUAGGCGUGGUCGUCGUUGGAAAUAUUUACACGAUUCUUAUCAACGGUUCCGAUGUCCAUGAAGAAUUUUUGAAGCGAUUGUCGGAGGAGCCUGGCCUGCUGGAGCUGAUCGUCUGGUUCGUGAAAAGGGUAAAGAAUGUGCCCGCCAAUAAGGAUGCCGUGGGUAUGUUGUUGACCUACUCUAUCAACGUUCUCUACAACUGCUCCAUGCACGACGACAACCGCAAACGCCUCCAAGAGGUUGGGGCGGUGGACGCCUGUCUCAACUACUUGGAGUCCUCCACCGAAUUCGUCGAGCGGAUCGCCCUUCUUUGCGUGGCGUAUCUUGCCGAUGAGAAGCAGAGCGAGAUAUUCCUGGCCAAGCGAAAACCUAUACAGCACUUUAUAGACCAGUUGAAGAAGGCUGUGACGGAUGGUACGGAACGUGGGGCGGAUGGCUGGACGAAACUCGAGAUUAUAAAGGGUCUCGGCCGUCUCUCGGUGAAUGACUCCAAUAAGAGGGUGAUCGCCGAAUGCGGUGCCAUGGAUGUCCUACUUGAAGCAGCCCAGGUUGAUGCGUCUCCUCGGGAGAGACUAGAAUCCCUCAAAGUGCUCUGGUCGCUGUGUUUCGACAAGACCAACCAGGAGCAACUCAAGAACAACACGGAAGCCAUGGUGUAUUUUGAGCAGAUAGGUGUCAAUGACCUUGACCCCAAAAGCCAGAAGGUCGCCAAUGGAAUACUGUGGACCAUCCGCGACUCACUUCAGCAUCAUUCAACACUGGAUCAACCUUCAGAAGGCCAAUCGCACAUCAUGGUCAGCUACCAGUGGGAGGCGAAACCGCUUGCCCUGAAGAUGAGGGCCACACUCCGGGCCAAUGGCUACAACGUAUGGAUGGAUGUGGAUCACAUGCAGGGGUCGACCAUUGAAACCAUGGCCAGAGCAGUGGAGAUGUCCGACGCCGUCCUUAUGUGCAUGUCGCAGAAGUACAAGGAGAGCCAGAACUGUAGAUCAGAAGCAGAAUACGCCUACUACCAGAAAAAGGAGAUCAUCCCCAUCGUCGUUCAGAACAAGUACAAGCCCGAUGGGUGGCUGGGUUUUCUCAGGGGCACCAAGAUGUACUAUGACAUCACAAGCGACGACGCAUUUCAGGAGAAGAUGACAGAUCUGAUAAAGGCUUUGGGGAACAAAGGGAAACUACAAGGGUCACCAUUGAAUGUUCCGCCACACCAAGCCUUCAUUACCGAACAGCAUGAGCCCUCCACAGUGACGCCACCUGUACACCCCGUCACAGAGAGAGCACGAACGCCUCGGGUCAGGAGCAGCCCAAGGAACUGGAGCGAUGAGGAUGUGACCUCGUGGAUGGAGUCUCAUGGCAUAAACAGAAACCGAAUGGGUGUACUAACUGGACGUCAGAUCAGCUUCCUCCAGAAAAUGAAGAGAGAUGCGCCAGAUUUCUAUUAUAGUUACGUUACAAAGAACCUAUAUUCAAUACAAUUCCAGGAAUUCACUGACUUCAGCGCCCUCACUAGUGCAAUAGAGGAACUUGAUGAAGCGGAAAAGUAACAUUCAUCUGUUCUGAAUCAGAAACAUCAGAUAUCAUAGCUCUAAGUGAAAUUAUACUUGAACAGGCCUACACAGAACUGCGGCAGUUCAUUAAAGUAUGCACUACCAGCUUCGACCAUGGUACCACCAAACAGGUAUUCCUACACAGACAGAGACCAAUGAUAGAGAUUGCACUGUAAUGGUAGACAAGAAUGGUGACCGUCGAUACGUUUAUGCGAUGUAGCCUCAUGAAUAUUUGAAAAAGACAAGCUUUGGGUGUUGAAACUGAUGGCACCCUCCAUAAACGAAAAGAAUUACGCCGGGCGUCUUAAGGCCUCAACUUUUUUGAGAUUUUUUUUGAGGUGCCGCUGUCGCCCGUCCGAGCACUCGCAAAAAGACUGCCUGUGUACAUGUACAUGUACAAGUCGCAACUGCUUCAAUCCUAGUUUAAAGUACAUGUACACCCAUACAUCUGAUAAUUUUAUAACGGAGUGAUGCACAUGCUCACAGCACGUAAUGUACAAAUAUCUACUUCGUUGUUUUUUAUCUAUUGAUAUUGAUAACAACUAAAUAUAUCAUGAUAUAUUUAUUUGAUAUCAAUUUUGCUUUCAAUUUAGAAGUAAAACAACUUCGUGCCAUAGUUUGCAAAAUGUAUUUUAGGAAAGUGUGAUACAUGUAGUUUCAAAUGAAUAAAGUAAUAAAGUAA
Molecule: messenger RNA, 6124 nt
Organism: Lineus longissimus
Lineage: Eukaryota; Metazoa; Nemertea; Pilidiophora; Heteronemertea; Lineidae
Product: serine/arginine repetitive matrix protein 2-like
Exons: 9
Coding region: 151-5439 (1762 amino acids)
Biological process (GO): signal transduction
Source: RefSeq, a predicted model, not a curated record